AUGACGGGGUCAAGCUAUUUCAAGAAGGAGAUACAGUUCAAGACUGACUAUUCGCCGAGCACCAUCACAAAAUAUGAAUCUAAACGCACGGGAAUGUCGGCGGUAGUAGUAGAUCGCGAGGGACCUAAGGUCUUGGGAUUCUUUGCCCUUGCCACAGAGAUUCUGGAUGAUUCGGGCAGCCCCCACACUCUAGAGCAUUUAUGUUUCAUGGGCAGCAAGAACUACCAGUACAAGGGCGUGUUAGAUCGGAUGGCAAACAGAGCCUACUCUGGUACGAACGCAUGGACAGCUACCGACCAUACUGCAUACACCCUCGAUACCGCCGGUUGGGAGGGAUUCGCCCAGAUUCUUCCUGUAUACCUCGAACACAUCCUACUUCCUACCCUUACCGACAGUGGCUGCUACACUGAGGUCCACCACAUUGACGGAGAGGGACAAGAUGCAGGUGUUGUAUACUCUGAGAUGCAAGGGGUUCAGAACACCCCAAGCACAAUCAUGAACAUGAAAGCAGUCCAGAAACUCUACCCUGAGGGUGUCGGCUUCAGAUACGAGACAGGUGGUAUGAUGGAAGCUUUGAGAGUCCUUACGGCGGAGAGGAUUAGGCAGUUUCACAGGGACAUGUACCAGCCAAAAAAUCUGUGCUUGGUGAUCAUUGGCGAAGUGGACCAUGACAACCUCUUGAAAAUCCUGGACGAUUUUGAAGGGAGUAUUUUGAAAGAUAUCCCAGACCCGAGCUUGCCCAUGAAAAGGCCUUGGAUCGAUUCUAAACCCGUUCCGUUAUUGAAGGAGUCUACGAUUGAUACCGUCGAGUUCCCCGAAAAGGAUGAAUCUAUGGGCGAGAUCUCAAUUGGCUUCCUCGGUCCCAAUUGCAAUGAUGCAAAGGCGAUGGCAGCUCUCGAAACUCUUGGUACCUUCCUUGCCGGUUCCUCGGUGUCGAUCCUAGAGAACCAGCUCGUGGAAAUCAAAGAGCCACUCGCAUCUUCUGUCCAGUUUUACGUCGAGGAGCGCCCCAACUCACUCAUCUGGCUCCAACUAACCAGUGUCCCCACCAAGAAGCUUGCUGAAGUCGAGAAGCGUCUCUUCGAGGUGCUGAAAAAGACCGUCAGCGAGCCAAUUGACCUCGCGUACGUCCAGGAAUGUCUCCGACGCACAAAGAGGCAGCGCAAGUUCUCGGUGGAGAGCUCUGGGUACUACUUCUCCAACCCUCUCAUUACGGACUUUAUCUUUGGGGAGAGGGAUGGCAGCACUCUCAAGUCAUUUGAAAACCUAAACGCAUUUGAUGAGCUCGAGAAGUGGACCGAGACUGACUGGCGAGACUUCCUCCGUAAAUGGGUUGCGGACAACGAGCACGUCUCGAUUCUCGGAAAGCCUUCUGCAAAGCUUGCUAAGAAGAUUGAAGAAGAUGAGAAGAAGCGUGUGGCUGCCCAGAAAGCUAAGUUCGGGGAAGAGGGCCUUAAAAAGCUCCAGGAAAAGCUCGAUAAGGCUAAAGCGGACAACGACAGAGAGAUCCCGAAAGAGGAGCUCGGAAAGUUUCCAGUUCCAGGGGUUGAGAGCAUUCAUUUCAUCAAGACUGAGACCGCACGGGCCGGAUUGGCAGUGGAAGAUGGAAAGGGUGAUAAGGAAAUACAGGAUAUCAUUGAUAAAGACCAUGUCGAUCUACCACUUUACCUCCAUUAUGAGCACAUCCCAUCAAACUUUGUACGGAUAACGAUUCUUGUCUCAACUGCGUCCAUCCCGGUUGAAAGACGACCCUUGAUCCCAAUAUACCUUGAAAACUUCUUCAACACACCCAUUAUGCAAGAUGGAGUACGUCUAGAGUACGAACAGGUUGUAGCAAAGUUGGAGAAGGAUACCGUUAACUACAACAUCGGAUCCGGAACAUAUAUGGACACACCUGAGAGUCUCGGGAUCAGGUUCCAAGUUGAGCCCGAGAAUAACAUGUCCGUCAACAGCAUGAUUUCCUACUCCCGUGAAUCAAUUGGACGCGCACAAGACACCCUCGUCAAGGCCCUCUACCUAAAACGAAUCAGCAAGCAACUAGAAGAGAAGCCCGACGAUGUAAUCGCCCAGUUCGAGGAGCUCCGCAAAACCUUCUGCAAGCUCGAGAACUUCCGCAUCCUUGUCAUUGCAGACAUAACGAAGCUCAAGAACCCCGUAUCCGCAUGGAAAGACUUCAUCACUGGCCACUCCUUCACCGGCAAACUGGCACCUAUCGACAAGCGGAUCCAACGCCUCACCCCGCAAGGCCAGAAGCCCGGCGGCGUAGCCCACCUGGUCCCGCUCCCAACAAUUGACUCAUCCUUCUCCGUCCACGUCGCUCUCGGCCCCGACAGCCCCACUCACCCCAAACUGCCGGCUAUGCUCUUGGCAAUCUCAUAUCUUGAUGCCGUUGAGGGUCCCCUCUGGCGAGCAGUCCGCGGCACAGGUCUCGCCUACGGUACUGGCUUCUCCAAGAACAUCGACUCAGGCCACGUUCAGUUCACCGUCUACCGCUCCCCCGACGCCUACAAAGCGUGGGAAGCGUCCCGCAAGGUCCUGCGCGACCACAUGGACGGCACCGUCGAGUUCGACCACCUCUCGCUCGAAGGCGCGCUCUCAUCCAUCGUCGUCCAGUUCGCAGACGAGGAGUCGUCCAUGGCGUCGGCCGCGUCGGUGUCCUUCAUCAACCAGGUCAUCCACGGGCAGAGCAAGGACUACAACAUGCAGCUGCUGAAGAAGAUCCGUGCGGUCACGGUGCAGGACCUGAAGGACGUGGUGAGAGAUGUGUUGUUGCCCGUGUUUGAUCCCGAGAGGAGUAAUACUGUGGUGGUGACGGCGCCGGUGAAGUCUGAUUCCAUCAAAGCGGCGCUUGAAAAGGAGAAUUUCAACGUCACCGUGCACCCGCUGAAGUUCUUCCAGGACGACUACGGGCUCAAGUACGGCCUCGCCGAAGGCGAAGAGGACGACGACGAGAAUGGGGACGAGGAUGGUGAUGAUGAUGACGAUGAUGAUGAUGACGACGACGACGAUGAUGAUAGUGACGAGGAGAUGGAGGAUAAGUAA
Messenger RNA from Morchella importuna, 3042 nucleotides. RefSeq lists its product as uncharacterized. Bases 1 to 3042 code for a protein of 1013 amino acids. Gene Ontology annotation, molecular function: metal ion binding. Lineage: Eukaryota; Fungi; Ascomycota; Pezizomycetes; Pezizales; Morchellaceae. The record is from RefSeq and is a predicted model, not a curated record. The transcript is spliced from 7 exons.